Messenger RNA from Culex quinquefasciatus (southern house mosquito), 1283 nucleotides. RefSeq names its product NADH-cytochrome b5 reductase-like. Gene Ontology annotation, molecular function: oxidoreductase activity. The record is from RefSeq and is a predicted model, not a curated record. The coding region runs from base 252 to 1253 and encodes 333 amino acids. The transcript is spliced from 2 exons. NCBI's taxonomy places the organism in Eukaryota, Metazoa, Arthropoda, Insecta, Diptera, Culicidae.
GUUACUGUUUUGUUUGGUAGUUUUAUGUUUAUGUUUUUCAUUUAAAAAAUUAACAUUGUGAAUUUGAAUUAAAGAAUGCUGUUAAGUUGACACUUGUAGUGCCCUAACUGUUGAGUAACUGACUUCAACCGAAAUGUGGUCAUUCGUUAACCUAUCUGUUCAGUGUUCCUUUUCUCGGUCCAAAACAUCAGGAUCACAGUUCUAACCGAAUUGUCCACUGCACAAAGAUUGUUAUUCAACAGUCGUAUCCAAUGGAAUCCGACAUCGACCUUCCGGAAUGCUGCGGGUCCGGUUGCACCAACUGCGUUCUAGAUCGUAAAACCGCAAAACCGCCCACUUCCGAUGCACCAAACAUCCUGGACAAUAGCUACCGCGCUUUCCAGUGCACCAGCAUCGUCAAAUGCACGGCAAACACGUUCCUGUUUCGGUUCCGCUAUGCCGGAACGCAUGUCUCCGACAGGCAGCUUGCGAUCCCACCGGGAAGUCACCUGAUGUUGCGAGCCGAGCGGGGCUUUCGGGACACGCGUCGUCCCGUGGCCACGAUCUUUGAGCAGUGGCGUAGCGGCGAAAGGGGGAUUGAGGUGCGCCCACGUGGUCACGUUCCCAGGGUGGAAAAGUACGACAAAGCUGAGCGGGAUUUGUACUUUAGCAGACCUUACACGCCGAUUCGGGUAGAUCGGGAGGGGAAGGCGUUUGAGGUUCUGGUGAAGUUGGAGACGGGGGGUGAGAUGUCGGAGUAUUUUACGACUUUGGACGUCGGAGUGGUGACGGAGUGGAAAGGCGUUUACGGAGGGUUUAGUUGGGUGCGGAAUGGGUGGAAGAAUGUGGUGGGUUUUGGGCAGGGUGUAGGACUGGCUCCGAUUUACUCGAUUAUGGCUGGAGUUUUGGACGAUGAGGAAGAUGAAACAAGACUGCAUUUGCUGUACUGUUGUAGAGAUCUGGAUGGAGUUUUGAUGAGAUCGGACUUGCAAGCGAUGGGAAAGUAUUGGAAUUUCGGAUACAGCAUUUAUCUAUCUAGAGAGAGUUGUUCUUGUGAAGGAAAACUGGCUAGAAGUUGCAAGUGCUUGUCAUCAAGGAUAAAUUACAAUGAACCCAUUUUCAAUCACAGAUUGGAAGAAGUUGACAUAGAAAAUGUAUUGAAAAAGCUUGUAAACGGUUCGUUCCACGUGCUUAUUUGUGGAAACGAAUCCUUCACAAAGUUUGUAGAAGGUUGUGUAACAAGGUUAGGUAUAAGCGACUAUUAUAAAUUUUAAUAAAAAGAGAACGCACUUUUGUAACACCUA